Messenger RNA from Dufourea novaeangliae, 790 nucleotides. RefSeq lists its product as uncharacterized. Lineage: Eukaryota; Metazoa; Arthropoda; Insecta; Hymenoptera; Halictidae. The coding region runs from base 386 to 775 and encodes 129 amino acids. The transcript has 2 exons. The record is from RefSeq and is a predicted model, not a curated record.
CAAAAUUAUUGAAAUAGGAAGAGUUUUGAGAAUCAAAAAUAUAUUAAGAAAAAAUGACUUCCUAUACAUAAAAGAACAUUUAAGAUGUACGUCACCGAUAGCAAAAGCAAUAGAUAUUUUGCAAGGAGAAAACGAUAUCUUUUACGGGAUAUUACUACCUUGUCUAUUGUCUCUCCAACGGAAGUUGAAAAAUUUAACAGAACACACGUGGACAUUUUGUGGGCCUUUAAGUGCAUGCCUCCUUGUUAGUUUAGAAAAUAGAUUUACAAAUUAUUUCAAUUUCACUACACCAGAGGCACAUAAUGUUGCGCUUGCGGCAUUGUCACAUCCGCAAUUUAAAAACCGGUGGUUCCCGUGUAUAGAAAAAUUUCAUCGUGACGAACUCAUGGAACUGUUCAAGAAAACGAUCACACAGGAACUAAAAAACAACAACUCUUCGGUCACAGCCAUGCCCACAACAUCAUCAACACAUGAAGAUUUUUUUGAUUUCGAUGACAAUCCAACGGACCAACUUACAGACUACGCAUCAAAAGCAUCGUUGCAGAUACUACAUUUCUUGGAAGAAAUAGAUAAAGAUUGGAAAAUUUUAGAAAACUACCCAGAAGUAAAGAAAAUAUUCUUUAAAUAUAAUACACCAUUGCCGUCGUCUACAUCAGUAGAAAGAUUGUUUUCAUAUGCGAUGAUCACCAAUUCACCGAAGUGUAACAGACUUUCGGACAGUAACUUUCAGAAAAGAGUUAUUCUGAAAGCAAACUUGAAUCAGUUGGAAAAGUGAAAAUGCUGCCGUCAA